Messenger RNA from Phyllostomus discolor (pale spear-nosed bat), 1464 nucleotides. It is a transcript of the gene CNPY4, whose product is annotated as canopy FGF signaling regulator 4. The record is from RefSeq and is a predicted model, not a curated record. Gene Ontology annotation, cellular component: endomembrane system. Bases 114 to 854 code for a protein of 246 amino acids. The transcript has 6 exons. Lineage: Eukaryota; Metazoa; Chordata; Mammalia; Chiroptera; Phyllostomidae. Gene Ontology annotation, molecular function: signaling receptor binding.
GCCUCCCUUGCUAGGUUAAAGUUGCCGCCUACUCCCUCGGAAUUAAAAGGGCCCGCUGCCUUCCCCAAGUUGGUUUGAAGGCGAGGGGUGUUGGUUGUGGACUGCACCUUGUCAUGGGACCUGUGCGGUUGGGAAUGUUGCUUUCCUUUUUGACUGUGUACGUCCCAGCUUCGCCUGGGACACCGAAGGAAGACGAUGACACAGAACGCUUGCCCAGCAAAUGCGAAGUGUGUAAGCUGCUGAGCCUGGAGCUACAGGAAGUGCUGAGACGUACUAGCCGAUCUCGAGAGGUGCUGGAACUGGGGCAGGUGCUGGACACAGGCAAGAGGAAGAGAAACGUCCUUUACAGCGUUUCAGAGACAAGGCUAGAAGAGGCCCUGGAGAAUGUAUGUGAACAGAUCCUGGAUUACAGUGUUCAUGCUGAACGCAAGGGCUCACUGAGAUAUGCCAAGGGGCAGAGUGAGACCAUGGCAACACUGAAAGGCCUGGUGCAGAAGGGGGUGAAGGUGGAUCUGGGGAUCCCUCUGGAACUGUGGGACGAGCCCAGUGUGGAGGUCACUUUCCUCAAGAAGCAGUGUGAGACAAUGCUGGAGGAGUUUGAAGACGUCGUGGGAGACUGGUACUUCCACCAUCAGGAGCAGCCCCUACAGCGUUUUCUCUGUGAAGGUCAUGUGCUCCCAGCUGCUGAAACUGCCUGUCUACAGGAAACUUGGACUGGAAAUGAGAAGAUCACAGAUGGGCAAGAAAAGACAGGAGGGGAGAAGGAGCAAGAUCAAGAAGAGGAAGAGAAGGAAAAGGAAGAAGAGAUGACCAACAUACCAGGCCACCCCAAGCAUGACCCAGAGGAUCUUUGACCCUUGCUUUUGAGUAUCCACAAAAGACAGGGGUCAUAAAGAACACUCUGAAGUCUGAGCUCUCCCUGCUCUACAGCUUUAAGGGUGUGUGUGUGUGACCCACCCCAGAGCUUGUAAUUGUUCUCUCCCAUCUGGUCUCAGCCAAGAUCCUGAUGGUACUGCAUGGUUUGGCUAUUGGGAGAGAGGUGUGAACAGUAGGUGGUCGCCUUACCCCAACAGAUGAGCCCUCUGCCUGCCUUCUAGCCCCUUAAUUGUAGGUAUGUGUGGAGACAGUGUUGAAGGCUUUUCCCUUUAAAUAUUUUUACUACUCCCAACCUACCCAGAGGUCAACAAUGGCAUAGGAGUUGUGGGCCUUGGGAAGGGCACUUUGCCUUUUUUAGACCCUUACAACGAGGAAGCCAAAAGGGCAUCAUCUACGACUUAUAUACAUACACCACCUGCGUCCAGGAGGCUACAUGCCAACAAACUGACCAAGGAUGGGGAUGGGGUAAUGCUGAUGUUAGGUGGGGUAGAUACUUGGUCUACUUCAUAUUAAUUUCACCGAGAGCCUACUGCAUAGUCACAGGUGCCAAAUUUUCUAUAGUGCUAGUAAACUUAAAAAAAGAAAAAA